AUGGGGGGUGUUCAAGGGGAUUCAGCGGUAGUCCCAGGGAUCUACGAGGCCCGAGAGUUGGGCGGUGACAUAGAGGAAGAGUCUCAGAGUGAUAAUGGUGGUGAUGAGGAUCGUGAGGCGGCUUACAAGAAUUUAACGUUCCACGGGGUACCGAACUCAGCAGUUCAGGAUGGUCCAGAUGAAGGUGAAGAGGAUGUGGAGAGGUGUCGAUCGCCCAGUGGGAAAAGGAAGUCAUUUAUUCAGGACCAGCAGUUUGACAUCUGGCGUAAGGAGUUCAAACAAGCGUUUAGGAAGGUGGCCGUUUUGUCAAAAUUGAAGGCUGCGAGGAAUGUGAAGCAGCAACACAGAGAAUCCUUGGCUUUGCAACAUGCUCCUAUCGAUGAGAAGGACAGGUAUACGCAGAAAUUGGCGUCUGAUCUGCUGGAUUCGUUAGCCGCAGGUUGCCCCGCGGCUCUAUUUGCUAGCACGCAUUUUCUGCGUGAUGAACAUGGCCAAAGGCGGGCUCCUUUGUUGUUGGCUAUGUUGGGAGUGCGUGUGGAGCCGUUAGCACCUGGUUAUAUGAGUCGAGAGGAAGAUGAGGGCAAUAGAAACGAGGUACCAAAGACUGAAGAUAACAAUGCGAAUGAUGAUGAUGAUUCUAGUUCAAUAUUUGAGGGCGUUUUUAAGAAAGGUGAAGAUGGUCCUAAGGGGCUAUAUAAGUUGCAUUUGGAAUAUGGAAUUGGAGAAAAUAGACUUAAAUGGUGUGUUAUCAAGAGUUACAAGGACUUAUCGAACUUGCAUAGCAGGUUGAAACUUGUUUCAUUCCAGGAAAACACAAUGAACAAGCUUUAUAUCGAUCAUAACAGAUAUCACAGAUUUUACCUACCGCAUUUCCCUCGGAUCGAUGACCACGAGACUUCGAUGUUUGUGAAGCAGCCUACCACUAGGCUGGACGUAGCGAUAUCUUCUUCCUCUUCCUCCCACAGCUCCACUUCUUCACUUAACUUUUCAAUGGAUAGAAUAAAGGUCAAACACUUACAGGAUUUGAUAGAUGAACCAGAAGAUUUAACGCAACCAAUGUAUUUACGAAUCGAGCGUUAUCUGAGAUUGCUGAACAUUGCGCUGUGUCUACGACCGCAAGCGAACAGACUAUUUCAAUUUUAUGAGUUAUCACCAAUAGGAAAUCUUCUAAGCUAUGAGGAGCACCAUCAAAGUAAACAGGGUUAUUUGAUUAUCAGAUCAACGGCCAAAUCGCAAGGUUGGCGUGUAUCCCAUUUCAAGUUCAACGAUUUUAAGGAAAUGAUCGAGAGACAUACCACGAAGUGGUUCCUGGUAAGACACUCUUAUAUUCUGUACGUGUCUGAUUUGUACUCCACCACUCCACUGGACGUUUUCAUCAUGGACUCGAAAUUUAAAAUAAAGUUUUCAGGCUCAAGAGAUGGUGAUGAGAACUUGACUGAGCUAGAUUGGAACGCCAAAAAUAGCAAGAUUGGCACAAAAUUACUGAUUACGUUGCAAAAUGGGGAAAGAAAAUUGCAGGUAAUCUGUAAAUCUGAGUCAUCACUCAAACAAUGGGUAUCAUCAAUUUCUCAUGCCGCUCACAAUACCGUUUGGACCAAGCGUCAUAGAUUCGAUAGCUUUGCUCCAAUACGGAGAAAUGCCUUCUGCAAAUUUCUAGUCGACGGUAGAGAUUAUUUCUGGGCAUUGAGUGAAGCGUUAAGGAUGGCUGAAGAUGUCAUUUACAUACACGAUUGGUGGCUCUCUCCCGAACUCUACAUGCGUCGACCAGUAAAUGGCAAUCAAGAGUUCAGAAUUGAUAGAAUUUUAAAGGAAAGAGCAGAAAAGGGUGUGAAGAUCUUCAUCGUCGUUUACAGGAAUGUUGCAAACACUGUCGGUACUGACAGUUUAUGGACAAAACAUUCGAUGUUAAGCUUACAUCCAAAUAUUCACCUGAUCCGGUCUCCAAAUCAAUGGCUUCAGAACACUUAUUUUUGGGCCCAUCACGAAAAAAUGACCGUGAUUGACAACACAAUAGCUUUCAUGGGAGGUAUAGAUUUAUGUUACGGGCGUUACGAUACUCCUGAGCACGUAUUGAAGGAUGAUCAUGAUCUCUUGAAAGACCAAAUCUUUCCUGGUAAAGAUUACUCGAAUGCGCGUGUUUGCGACUUCUACGACCUGGAUAAGCCGUUUGAAUCAAUGUAUGAUAGGCGGAAAGUACCAAGAAUGCCUUGGCAUGAUGUACACAUGAUGACCGUAGGCGAAGCUGCAAGAGACAUGGCUAGACAUUUUGUUCAGAGAUGGAAUUAUCUUCUCAGGCAAAAACGCCCCAGUAGACCUACUCCUUUGUUGACACCACCAAGUGAUUUUUACAGAGGAGCAGCUGAGAACUUCACCUUUCUUCCAGAUGCUGAAACCGAAUCUACUUGUGAGGUCCAAGUCAUAAGAAGUGCAGGAGCAUGGUCCUUAGGACUGAAAGAAACAGAAAAAUCCAUUCAAAAUGCCUACUUGAAAUUAAUUGAGGCUAGUGAACAUUUCAUUUACAUUGAAAAUCAGUUUUUUAUCAGUACGUCGCAUUGGGAUGGUGUCGUUAUCGAAAAUAAUAUCGGCGAUGCCAUUGUCGAUAGAAUAAUCAGAGCUAACAGCGAAGGGAAAACUUGGAAGGCAUUCAUCUUAAUCCCUUUAAUGCCCGGAUUUGACUCGCCAAUUGAUCAACCGGAAGCGUCAAGUGUCCGUGUCAUCAUGCAGUGCCAAUACCAAUCUAUUUCCAGGGGUGAAACCUCAAUCUUUUCAAGGCUCAAGAAAUUGAACAUUGACCCAUUGCAAUAUAUUCAAUUCUUCUCUUUAAGAAAAUGGGCCGCUAUCGGACCCCAGGACAAAUUGGUGACGGAGCAACUUUACGUGCAUGCCAAAGUGCUAAUCGCCGACGAUCGAAGCUGUAUAAUUGGUAGCGCUAACAUUAAUGAAAGAUCUCAGUUGGGAAACAGGGACAGUGAAGUCGCUAUGAUUAUCAGAGACACAGACCUAGUGAAGUCGAAGAUGGAGGACAAAGAUUAUUACGCUGGAAGGUUUGCAUUUGAGCUGAGAAAACGAUUGAUGAGAGAACACCUAGGUUGUAACGUGGAUCUCGUCGAGAUCGUUGAGAGAAAGUUUGGUCAUUUAGAGGAGUUGGCUAAAAUGAACUAUAAAACGUUGAAUACUUUAAGUGGACCCUCGAAAAAGAGCGACAUGAUGAAUUCAGCAAUGGUUGAAGUAGCAUAUCGUGAGGUAUUUGAUGUUGAGUACAGUGACAGUUGGAAGGCUAAAUUCUCAGGUAACUCAGACAUAAAGCAACACGGUAUACUUAGCUUCACAACCGACGACUCGGGCAAGCAGGAUGACAAACCUGCUGAUGGUCCUUUGGAUUCGAUGGAUCCAAAUUCUUAUCAGAAAACAAAACUACCAGAUAGAAAAGCCUCUAUCGAGAAAGAAAUUCCUUCUCGAUCUAUUAAGAAUUACCAUUCUUUCAAUUACAGAGCUGGUGAGGAAAAUGUCGGUAUUCGAGACAACAAGCCCGUUAGUUCCGACCCUCGAUUAACAAAUAAUGAAAAGCAUAAAGAAGAUGUCGAGGGUUUGGGACUCGAUGGAUGGAAAAAGGUAACCAAGAAAUUCAAAGAAACGGUAACAGAACAGCUGAGGGAAUGGGCAUUUACUGCCCUUGGGUCGGAUUUAACGAUAAGGAAGAGAGAACAACGUAGAUCUUUUCUGCCCGAUAAGAAUGAUAUUGAAGAGUACUUGUGUGAUGAAUCAACCAGCUAUGGUCAACGAUGGGAUAUGCUUAAGAGAAUCAGCUACCUCCAGCAUCUGUCAUUCAAGAACAAGAGUGCAAACAAGCAAAACUCUAAUUCGAAGACAGAUCGCGAGCCGAGGUUUGGCAAUGAAUCGAAAAGCGACCAUGAAGCUCAUGUGGAGAUUUUAGAAGACCAAGAGUUGGAUGAUGAUUGUAUUGAUGACCUUUUGGUUCAAAUGGCACCUAAUUUCGAAGCUCGUGAAGACGCCAGCCAAAAGCUCUUCAAUCUGAGAUUCAUUGAUCCUUAUUCUUUCGAUGAUCCAAUAUGUCCUUCGUUCUACGAAGAUUUAUGGUUCUCGAUCGCCCUCAGAAACACCUUGCUAUUUCGCCUUGUUUUCCACUGUCAACCAGAUAAUGCCGUUCAGUCUUGGAGAGAUUACAAAGAAUACUGCAGGAUGUCUGAAGAGUUCUCUGACAACCAAGAUGCACUCAUAGAUCUAGAAAAGCGCCCACAAAAUGCUAGUCAUCGUGCCUCGUCCACUUCAGCAGUCCCUGGUAAAGGAGAUCUCCCACUAAACAAAGAGGCCGCAGUUACGGUUGAAAAAGGAACCAAGAUAGCUGAAGUUCCUCAAGAAGGUCUUCAUAGAGGCGCUGGGAAAGGAGACUCUCCAAGACCGGGCGAGACACAAAGCAAGCGCUCAAAGGCAACUGCGUUGAGAAUGAGAUUAUCUGGCAGUCUUCUGUUCGGAUUCAAUCAACGGAUUUUUGAUAAGUACACAGCCAGAAGAAUUUUAGAACGAGUGCAUGGACACUUGGUUGUCUUCCCUACGGAAUGGUUGGCAAAGGAGACAGAAUCGAAAAACUGGUUUUACAAUGUUGACAGAAUCCCACCAAUUGAUAUCUACGAUUGA
Torulaspora delbrueckii is the source of this 4656-nucleotide messenger RNA. RefSeq names its product phospholipase D (gene SPO14). NCBI's taxonomy places the organism in Eukaryota, Fungi, Ascomycota, Saccharomycetes, Saccharomycetales, Saccharomycetaceae. The record is from RefSeq and is a predicted model, not a curated record. Gene Ontology annotation, biological process: phosphatidic acid biosynthetic process; cell motility; intracellular signal transduction. Bases 1 to 4656 code for a protein of 1551 amino acids. The transcript has a single exon. Gene Ontology annotation, molecular function: D-type glycerophospholipase activity.